AUGGAUCCCAACAGCAUUGUGGAAUUGUUAUCCAAAUCACUCGACCCACAAGCGCAUGAGGUUGUGGAGCGUGAACUUCGUACGGUGAAACAGAGUCCUGGCUACCCGAUAUGUUUAAUUCAGAUCACUUGCCAUCCGGAGAUUCAGAUGCCGAUCAAGCAAGCAGCAAUUAUUUAUCUAAAAAAUAUGGUAAUGCGUUCAUGGGAAUUACGCAAAGACCUCGAAGAUAAAUUUGUUAUAAACGAUCAGGAUAAAGAAAGUAUUCGUAAUAACAUUGUAGAAGUUAUCAUCUCGGCACCUGAUCUGCUUAGAGUUCAAUUGAAUGAAAUUUUGUUUACUAUAUUUAAAUGGGACUAUCCUGAACGAUGGCCUGGUAUUGCUGAGAAGCUAGUAGCUUACUUUUCAUCUAAUGAACAAAACAUGUGGUUAGGAUGCUUACACUGUGUGCACCAGUUGGUUAAAAAGUAUGCAUACAAGAAACCUGAAGAACGUGGAGCUUUAAAUAUUGCUCUUGUUCGCUUAUUACCUUUAAUGCGGGAUCGAUGCUUGCUCCUGAUGAACGACGAAUCGUUACCUUCUGUUACUCUACAAACCAUGGUAUUGAAAAUAUUCUAUAGGAUUAUCGAGACUUGGUUACCAUUACAAUUAAUUACGGAAAGAAAUUUUCCUGCUUGGAUGGAAGUUUUUCAGAUCGUGCUAAAUCGUGAUGUUCCUCAAGCGACUUUAGAGCUUGAUGAAUAUGAUAGAGCUAAUUCUAUCUGGUGGAAGUGUAAAAAGUGGUGCAUGAAAAUUGUAGUUCGCAUAUAUGAAAGGUAUGGACAAGCAAGUUUAGUUCAAGAUGACGAAUAUUCGGAAUUUGCUAAAUUUUACUCAAAUAAUUUCGCAGUACCUGUUGUUAAGAUCGUAUUGAUUUGGUUGGAUAAGUGUAGACACAAUGCAUACGUCUCGAAGCCUGUUCUGCAACAGUUGUUGAUGUACUUAAAUUACAGCGUAUCACAUGCAAAGGCCUGGAAAGUUGUAAAACCUCAUUUCCAGGAUAUCAUAAGGGAUAUAGCACUUCCCAUCUUAAGCCACAGUGCGGACGAUGACGGAUUAUGGGUAGAAGAUCCUCAAGAAUACAUCCGGAGUAAAUACGAUGUUUUUGAGGACAAUUUCUCUAUCGCAAAUACGGUAGCAUCCAUGCUAACAGCGGCAUGCGGGAAACGUGGAGGUAUACUAGAUAGCCUAAUGGCUUUCUGCUAUAAUAUUUUGGUAACACCUGCGGACCAGCGCGAUCCUAAAAAAACAGAUGGUGCUCUACAUAUGAUCGGUUGUCUUGCGGAUAUUUUAUUGAAGAAACCUAAUUAUAAAGCACAACUGGAAGAUAUGAUUGUUCUACACGUUCUUCCGGAAAUUCAAAGUGGAUUCGGUUAUCUAAGAGCUCGGGCGUGUUGGCUCUUGAAAGAAGUCAGUGAAUUAAAAUUUCGAAACAGGAAUAAUCUUUCUUGUGAAAUAGAAUUAAUACUAAAAUGUAUUACCGCCGACCCUGACUUACCUGUUAAAGUUGAAGCCGCUGUAACACUACAGCAUUUAAUACGAUUUCAAGGAAAUGCAAUAUCACCAUUUUUGGAACCACAUAUUAAGCUUAUAAUUAUCGAACUUGUAAAAAUUUUACGAGAGACAGAAAUAGAAGAACUGUCUGGUGUCAUCGAAAGUGUUAUCAGUACUUUUAGUUCCCAUGUUAUUGUCGUGGCUGUGGAAAUUACCGAAAGUUUGGUUGGCACACUGAUGCACCUUGUUGAAUCGGAAGAUAUAGAAAAUAGCAGCAGAGCCCUUAUGGCAAUGAGUGUUAUCACUACCAUAGAAACAAUUGCAGAAGUUAUGGAAGAACACGUUGAAAUUAUGAGUCAGAUUGAAAAGAUCAUUAUGAGAGUGGUUGUUUAUUUUUUGGAAAACUCUUUAUUUGAAUUAUAUGAGGAAGUUCUUUCCUUGGUAUUUUCAUGUACUCAUAAAAGAAUUUCACCAGACAUGUGGAAUGUAUACUUCGUAAUUUACGAAGCUUUUAAACGAGACGCUUUCGAUUAUUUUACAGAUAUUGUUCCGUGUCUCCAUAAUUUCAUCACAGUUGAUACUGAAGCCUUUUUAUCUGAACAAAGACGUUUGGAAGUACUAUUUGAUAUAUGUAAAACGGUUCAGAUAGAUCAAUCAUAUGAGGAGAUGUACACCUACGCUGCCAAACUUUUGGAGUUGACUAUUUUGCAAUGUCCUGGUCGCAUCGAUAAUUACUUCCCACAUUUUAUACAAAUUUGUUUAGAAAGGCUUAAUAAACAGUUAAAACUAACCGAGAGUAGGACCAUGUGCUUGCAAGUGGUCGUCGCUUGCUUGUAUAGGAAUGUAGAUUUAACGUUACACAUCCUGGAGACACUUAAAUUGUCGUCAGCGAAUCCACCACUAACUCAGGGAUUCAUGAAGCAGUGGAUUUAUGAUAUGGACUCUUUCUUAGGUUUACAUGACCGAAAAGUAUGUGUUUUGGGUCUAACAACAAUCUUGAGUUUACCAAAAGAAAAACGACCGGCUGCGAUAACAUUCUUUAACUCGCAGUACAUGCGAUCUUUAAUAAUGCUUUUCCAAGGACUUGAAAGAGCGUAUGCAAGUCGUGCAGCUGAUGAUAGCGAUAGCGAAGAAGAGAGCGUAGAGGACAGCGAUCAGGGUAUACUCGAGUUAGCGAGCGAUGAAGACGAAUAUGACGAAAAAACGAUAUCUAACUUAGCCAAAAAGGGUGCUGCUGCCUUGGGUAGUUAUGAUGAUAUUAAUGAAGCAACAGAAGAAACACAGUUAGAAGCGUAUACGACCAUAAUUGAUGAUGAAGACAGUGUCGAUGAAUAUUGGGCAUUUAAGGACUUAUUAGCCAAUAUUUCCACGGUGGAACCGGAAUGGUACGAAUCACUGAUGCGUCCUUUGGAUCCAACUCAACAAAAGUAUUUUGAAAGUAUCCUAGUUUUGGCUGAGCAGAGAAGAGCCGCCCAAGUUUCGAGGCGUAUAAAAGAACAAGGUGGCUAUAGCUUUGGGGCUCCAUCGAUUCCUACGGAAUUCAGAUUUGGUUAA
This is a messenger RNA of Trichoplax adhaerens, 3084 nucleotides long. RefSeq lists its product as uncharacterized. NCBI's taxonomy places the organism in Eukaryota, Metazoa, Placozoa, Uniplacotomia, Trichoplacea, Trichoplacidae. Gene Ontology annotation, biological process: protein import into nucleus. The coding region runs from base 1 to 3084 and encodes 1027 amino acids. The record is from RefSeq and is a predicted model, not a curated record. Gene Ontology annotation, molecular function: small GTPase binding. The transcript has 27 exons. Gene Ontology annotation, cellular component: cytosol; nuclear envelope.